GUAGAAAGCAUCGAACUGAGAGGAGGAGGCCCCCACACUUAUGUGCGCCUUCAAAGGCUCUCUCUCUUCUCUCUUCUCUCUCUCUCUCCUUCCGCUGCUUGCUCUUCUGCGGCCGAACCCUAUACCUGUUCCCCCACGAGGUUUGAUACCUCAACUCAACUUUAACAGGUCUAGGACGAGACUAGACGAGAGGAGAGCGCGUCGAUUGAUUGCUUACAUAGAAAUGACUAGUAGUACGUCGUCAGUGGCGGCAGUCGGCGUUGUGGAUUUGCGUCCGCCGUUCACGGCAGCGCAAUGGCAGGAACUGGAGCAUCAAGCUUUGAUAUAUAAGUAUUUAGUGGCUGGACUACCUGUUCCACCUGACCUUCUUCUUCCGAUCCGACGGAGCUUGGAAUCGCUCUCGGCGAGGUUCUUUCAUCACUCCUCUUUGGGAUAUUGUUCCUACUAUGGGAAGAAGAUUGAUCCGGAGCCAGGUAGGUGUAGAAGGACUGAUGGAAAGAAGUGGAGGUGCUCGAAAGAUGCAUAUCCAGACUCCAAAUACUGUGAGCGGCACAUGCAUAGGGGCCGUAACCGUUCAAGAAAGCUUGUGGAAUCUCAAUCGAGCUCUCAGUCUUCGUCAUCGUCAACAACUGUGAUAUCAAGCUUUUCUGGGAGCAAUGGAGGAGGAAGUGGAAGUUUUCAGAGUCUUCCUUUCCAUUCCAUUGCUGCUAACCAAGAAGGCUCUUCAUUGUUUAGAAAUCAUUUGUUGAAAUUGCAGGUGGAUCCUUCCCCUUAUGAUGAUGACUCCACUCACUCCACUGAUAAGGAGUUUAGGUAUUUCCAAGGAGUGAAGUCGUCAGAAGCUUAUGAACAAAACUUAUCUCCCGACGGGGGCAGUGCAAGGGCUGCUAAUGUUGUUGAUGAUACAUGGCGACUAAUGCCUUCACAGAAUGUGAACCAUUCAAAUUUGAGAUAUGGUGGUUCUUCUUUGCAGAAUGAAACCCGUGAACUAUACAUGCGUUCAGAUUAUGAGCCAAUUAGUUUGCAGCAACAACAACAUAUCCUUUUCAGGAGCGACAUUACCUCCUCACUGGGGAAAGAGGAGGAAGAGCAUCAUCAUUAUGCUAUGAGGGAUUUCCUCGAUGAGGGGGCAACAACUGCUGGUAAUAAAGGUUUAUGGUACAACAAUAACAAAAGCUCCUUCUCCAACACUCGCCUGUCAAUCUCUGGACCGGAAACUUCAUCUGAGAUCUCUACCAGGAAUUCCUCUCCAAAUGAUGGGUGAAGGAAGCAGAAAACUUAGACUGGUAAGAGGUUUGUAGCUUAUGAAAUAAAACAAACGUUACUUUCGGGUUUGAUGCAUUUGUUGUUGUUGUUAAGACGAGUUGAUCAACAAAAUGUCGACUGUAAGUUGUGGGAUUGCAUUUGCUAGAUGAGUAUUAUUGUGUUAUAACACUUCUCUAUGUUUAUUGGGUUAAAACUUUC
This is a messenger RNA of Impatiens glandulifera, 1464 nucleotides long. Its product is annotated as growth-regulating factor 4-like. NCBI's taxonomy places the organism in Eukaryota, Viridiplantae, Streptophyta, Magnoliopsida, Ericales, Balsaminaceae. Gene Ontology annotation, biological process: regulation of DNA-templated transcription; developmental process; DNA-templated transcription. Gene Ontology annotation, cellular component: nucleus. The coding region runs from base 41 to 1264 and encodes 407 amino acids. The transcript has 5 exons. The record is from RefSeq and is a predicted model, not a curated record. Gene Ontology annotation, molecular function: ATP binding.